AUGGUCAAGGAUUCGAUGUUACGUAAGGCGAACCAGUCAAUGCUCAGCGGGCUCGAUCAGAAUACUCUUAUGCAGAUUCAUCAGUUAUUCGGAGGUGAUGAGAGCCGAACUCGUGCUAUCUUGGAGCAGUAUCAGCAACAACAGCGGAACUAUCAGCAGUAUCAUCAGCAGCUUGUUCAGCAACAACCUUCAAUGGAUCAGUUGUACCUGACAUAUUCACAGUUAUCAGAAGCAGACCUCAAUCGAAUUUAUCCGACCGUAGAUCUAGCGACUCGAUGUGUGAUAGAAUUCGUCCUUCAACACAAGAAGCAAACGGCCACCAUACAGAUGCGACAGCAGCAUGCAGCAAUGCUGGGACAGAUUCAGGCGAAACAAUUGGAGGCGCGUCAGCUUGAGCAGCAACGGCAAGAGCAAAGGCUUCAACAAGAAAAACAGCGGCAAAUUGAAGCUGCAAGGAAGCAGUUGCAGGAGCAAAUCAAACACCAUGACAUCACCGCUGCGAACAUCGACAAAAACACGAUAGCUAUGGUGCAUCGAGUGGGAGAAAUUAACCAGUCUUUGCAAACUGCUUCCUUGACUCAGUUGCAACGUCAACAGCUUUUGUUGGAGUAUAGCAGCCAAUCAGCCAAAUGCUCGAGUCUUCAAACGAUGGCGCAGAACCAUCGACUACAGAGGACCCAACUACAGAAUCAGCUUGACGCUUUGAAUGCCGGCAGUGGAUCAGCAGCAGUUGUGGCCUCGAUGUCCCUGGCGCCGUCCCCAAUGGUAAUGAGAACUCAUGACACGUCUGUAUUACUGGACGAUGAACAACGUCUGAGGGAAGAAAUUGAGAAGAUCGACGAAGAUAUCCGGGGCAUGGAGAAGCAGGUGCGACGGCUGGAGGAAGAGGAGCGAACAUACCAGAAGAAGAAAAUCCAAGCUGAGCAAAUGAUCACAUCUGCUUUCCGAAUAAAUUCAACCAUGCAGGACUUUCAAGCAAAGCAGGAACUCAAAGAGGCACAGGACAAUAUGCGUGUUGUUGAACAUUCGCGGCUCACGUUCCAAAAGAAGCUCGAUAAUUUGCGUGAGAAUCGUGAGCUACUUAUGAGACAACAACGAAUGCUGUUGAAUAGUGGCAGUACAAGUGGUGUUAUUGUUGGUGGUUCUGGCGGCCUCAGUAAAGGAGUGGUGAAAGAUUUCGCUCAAUCGCUGCAAAUGCAGCAACAACAACACAAG
Molecule: messenger RNA, 1215 nt
Organism: Cooperia oncophora
Lineage: Eukaryota; Metazoa; Nematoda; Chromadorea; Rhabditida; Trichostrongylidae
Source: the annotation of a GenBank genome assembly